AUGACCUUUCGGUCAACUCUAAAGCCACCUCGUUAUCACCAUGUGUGCGCCGUGCUGGCGCCUGUCCCAUGCCACACGCCCCGCAGGUACCACGUGAUCAAGAUGUUCACUCCAUACGGCAAGAUCCGCCGUGAGGAGUAUCUGUGGCACACGUACGGACCCAAGCGGGGCGAGCCCCGCGGCUAUGCCUUCGUUGAGUACAGCAAGCGCGAGGAAGCUGAGCUGGCGCGAUCCAAAAUGAACGGUCGGACAGUGUUUGGGCGGCCACUGGUGGUGCGAUUCGUGGAUGAGAAGGUGGUCACAUACAACACCGAUGCCCCCGUGUGGAACCGACACACCGGCACCACCACCACCGCUGCCACACCCACCAGCGCUGUACCUGGUGCUGCUGGGGCUGUGGGGGCUGCGGGGGUUGGACGAGGGGGAGGUGCGGGAGCAGCGGUGGCGACAGCGUCGGCAGCAGACGGUGCGAAGCGGGCGCGGGUGGCGGCGAUUCAGAGCAAGCUGAGGGCCAUGGAGCAGGAGGACAGGCAGCGCAAGCAGGGCCAGGCGCCUAAGACUAUGAACAUGAUUCGCCCUCCGCCUUCGGGGUUUGGGGGUGGGUUCCCACCUGGUGCUGGGAGGGGGGAUGGGGGAGAACGUGGGGGGGAUAGAGGUGGAGGGGAAGGGAGAGGGGCAGGAGGCGGGUACUCGCGGACGCUGCUGCAGUCGGGAACGAGAUGGUCGGCAUGGGGGUAG
Closterium sp. Naga37s-1 is the source of this 738-nucleotide messenger RNA. The record is from the annotation of a GenBank genome assembly. Lineage: Eukaryota; Viridiplantae; Streptophyta; Zygnematophyceae; Desmidiales; Closteriaceae.